Heterocephalus glaber (naked mole-rat) is the source of this 1738-nucleotide messenger RNA. RefSeq names its product autophagy related 5 (gene Atg5). Gene Ontology annotation, cellular component: cytoplasm; autophagosome; phagophore. The record is from RefSeq and is a predicted model, not a curated record. Gene Ontology annotation, biological process: cellular response to nitrogen starvation; piecemeal microautophagy of the nucleus; protein lipidation involved in autophagosome assembly. Gene Ontology annotation, molecular function: Atg8-family ligase activity. Lineage: Eukaryota; Metazoa; Chordata; Mammalia; Rodentia; Bathyergidae.
GAGUUGCCGGUUGUGUUUGCUGGGUACUGGCAGGCGGAAGUACAGCAGGGCUAGUCUUCGACCUUCGCGCCCGUGUUUCUGCGGCUGCGCGCGCUCUUUGGACUCCUGCUCCCGCGUCUCUACAGGACGGUGUGUGCCCGGCGGCAGAGCCGACCCCGGCGUCUUCACCUGUGCGGGAAGCCGGGGGAGGAGCCGGCGCUUCGGGUAGGUUUGACCUUGGUUGAAGAAAAAAAUUAGCCUGUAUGUACUGCUUUAACCACUGGAAGAAUGACAGAUGACAAAGAUGUGCUUCGAGAUGUAUGGUUUGGACGAAUUCCAACUUGCUUCACUCUGUAUCAAGAUGAGAUAACUGAAAGAGAAGCAGAACCAUACUAUUUGCUUUUGCCAAGAGUAAGUUAUUUGACGUUGGUAACUGACAAAGUGAAAAAGCACUUUCAGAAGGUUAUGAGACAAGAAGACAUUAGUGAGAUAUGGUUUGAAUAUGAAGGCACACCACUGAAAUGGCAUUAUCCAAUUGGUUUACUAUUUGAUCUUCUUGCAUCAAGUUCAGCUCUUCCGUGGAACAUCAUAGUACAUUUUAAGAGUUUUCCAGAAAAGGACCUUCUACACUGUCCGUCUAAGGAUGCAAUUGAAGCUCAUUUUAUGUCUUGUAUGAAAGAAGCUGAUGCUUUAAAGCAUAAAAGCCAAGUAAUCAAUGAAAUGCAGAAAAAAGAUCACAAGCAGCUUUGGAUGGGACUACAAAAUGACAGAUUUGACCAGUUUUGGGCCAUCAAUCGUAAACUCAUGGAAUAUCCUGCAGAAGAAAAUGGAUUUCGUUAUAUCCCUUUUAGAAUAUAUCAGACAACGACUGAACGGCCCUUCAUUCAGAAGCUAUUUCGUCCUGUGGCUGCAGAUGGACAGCUGCAUACACUAGGAGAUCUCCUCAGAGAAGUUUGUCCUUCUGCAAUUGCUCCUGAAGAUGGGGGAAAAAAGAAUCAAGUGAUGAUUCAUGGAAUUGAGCCAAUGUUGGAAACACCUCUUCAAUGGCUGAGUGAACAUCUGAGCUACCCGGAUAAUUUUCUUCAUAUUAGUAUCAUCCCCCAACCAAUAGAUUGAAGGACCAACUCUUGGCCCGGAUGAAAUCAUCCUGAAACAUGAUUUACCAGAGCAUGUCAACCUUUACUUCAGUCAGGUUUGGUGGAAGCAACCUGACCAGAGACACUUUGCUGCUGCAAGCCAAGCAAGAAAGAGAUUCCAUGUCAGAUAAGGCAAUUGGGCAGGUCUUACUCUGUAUCACCACUGCUUUCCUCCACUGCCGUCAUUAAACCUCAGCCACAAAGAGAAAAACUCAACAGGACCACUGCAAGUCUUCUAUUUUCUUGUAAAAUAUAAUGAAGCUAAAACCUUUGGCCUAAGAAGAAAAAGGAAAUAUGUGCCACUCAGUUUGUAUUUCUGAUUAACAAAUAAACAAGGGUAUUUCCUAAGAUGACCAUGGUUGAACUUUAGCUCAAAAGAAUGGAAACACUGGUUUAAUUUUCACGAGAAUUAGACUUAAGAAAGUAAAGGAAAAAUUCUGUUAUCAAUAACGUGCAGUAAUUUUUGUAAAAGAUUGAGUUACAGCAAAUCCAUCUUUCCUUAAUGAAAAUUUCCUGUUUACAGUCUGUCUAUUGGUAUGCAAACAAUCUUGUAACUUUGAUAAUGAACAGUAAGAGAUUUUUAAAUAAAGCCUCUAAAUAAUGUUUUGUCAUUUAAUAGCGUA